AUGGCCAUGGACUUGCUCCCUGCACAGGUGACAGAGUCAGUGACAUUUAGGGAUGUAGCUGUAUUCUUCAACCAGGAAGAGUGGUUAUACCUGGACUCUGCUAAGAGAAUCUUGUACCGAGAGGUGAUGCUAGAGAACUACAGCAACCUGAUCUCACUAGGGAUUCCUUUUUCCAAACCAAGGAUCAUCUCCCAGUUACAGCAAGGGAAAGACCCUUGUGUGGUAGAAGAAGGAAUUCCUCCAGGCUCCUGUCAAGGUUUCAAGACUUGGCCUAAAAUAGAAGCCUUGCCUCCCAAACAUGACAUUUUUGUAGAAGAAACAUCUCAGGAAAUAAUAAUGAAAAAAGCCAUUAAGUGUGGUCAGUGGAACAUCAAGUUUGGAGAAGCUUUGGAUUUUGAGAGCAGACUAGAACAGGAGCAACAGAAGAAGCCUCUUAGGCAAAUUGUAGCCUCAUACAAGAAAACCAUCAGCGGAGAUAGAAACCAUACAAAUCUUGAACUGGGGAAAGGCUUAUUUAUAAAUACAGUUCUUGUUAAACAACAGAAUGUUCCUAUAGAAAGGAUACCUAAUAUAUAUUAUACUUUUGGGAAAGAUUUUAAACAAGAUUUUCAUCUAAUGAAAUCUUUCCAAAUUUAUCCAGGAGAAAAAUCUCAUAUUUAUAAUGAAUGUAGCAGGAACUUCAAUCAUAGUCUUCAUUUUAUUGAGGGCCAGAGGAUUCAUACUGGUGAGAAACCCUACAAAUGUAAUGAGUGUGGGAAAACCUUCAACCACAGAUCAUCCCUUAUUGCCCAUCAGAGAAUUCAUACUGGGGAGAAACCUUACAAAUGUAAUGAAUGUGAGAAAGCAUUUAGCAGCAGUUCAACCCUGAUCAAACAUCUGAGAGUGCAUACUGGAGAGAAACCCUAUCAAUGUAACGAAUGUGGUAAAGCCUUUAGCCAGUGUUCAACCCUCACUGUACAUCAGAGGAUUCAUACUGGAGAGAAACUCUAUAGAUGUGAUGAAUGUGAAAAGGCCUUUAAUUGCAGAGCAAAGCUUCAUAGACAUCAAAGAAUCCAUACAGGUGAGAAACCCUAUAAAUGUAAUGAGUGUGGAAAAGGUUAUAGCCAGUUUACAUCUCUGGCUGAACAUCAGAGACUCCAUAGUGGAGAACAACUGUGUAAAUGCAUGGAGUGUGGGAGAACCUUCACACGUAUCUCAACCCUUAUUGAACAUCAGCGUAUUCAUACUGGACAGAAACCCUAUCAAUGUAAUGAAUGUGGGAAAACUUUCAAUCAGUAUUCAUCCUUUAAUGAACACCGGAAAAUUCAUACUGGGGAAAAGCUCUAUAGGUGUGAAGAAUGUGGAAAAGCCUUUGGUUGCAAAUCCAACCUUUAUAGGCAUCAAAGAAUUCAUACUGGAGAGAAACCCUAUCAGUGUAAUCAGUGUGGAAAAGCUUUCAGCCAGUAUUCAUUCCUAACCGAACAUGAGAGAAUCCAUACUGGAGAGAAACUCUAUAAAUGUAUGGAAUGUGGGAAAGCCUACAGUUACAGAUCAAACCUUUGUAGACACAAAAAAGUUCACAACAAAGAAAAACUCUAUAAAUGGAAGGACUAUGAGAAACCUUUCAUCUACAGCUCCUCUCUUAGUCAUUAUCAAAAUUUUCUUCGAGGAGAUAAGCCCUAA
Orycteropus afer afer is the source of this 1662-nucleotide messenger RNA. NCBI's taxonomy places the organism in Eukaryota, Metazoa, Chordata, Mammalia, Tubulidentata, Orycteropodidae. The record is from RefSeq and is a predicted model, not a curated record.